This is a messenger RNA of Neoarthrinium moseri, 402 nucleotides long. RefSeq lists its product as uncharacterized. Bases 1 to 402 code for a protein of 133 amino acids. The record is from RefSeq and is a predicted model, not a curated record. The transcript has 2 exons. Lineage: Eukaryota; Fungi; Ascomycota; Sordariomycetes; Amphisphaeriales; Apiosporaceae.
AUGUCCAAGUACACAUCCACACGCGAAGGUUUCCAACUGUCUAUGGAGUUGAGUCUCACAGGCCCGCCCGAGGGAUUUGCGCAAUAUGCUGCGGAGGUGAACACACCAAACUUCUACCACAUCAUGAACAAUCAGCGCUAUGAGUACGACGAGUAUGUCAAGGGAUGCGCUGAGUGGCGUGCCAAGUCUGGCGACUACAAACCAGUGAUUCAUGAGUUCCUUCGGGACGGUGACUCCUUGGCAGCGCGAAUGACGGGAACUAUGAAAAUAGACGGUGUAGAGAAUCAAUUUGAGAGCUUCAUAUUUGCGAAGGUGGAUAAAGAAAGUGGAAGGAUGGAGUGGUUGAAGGAACGAUCCAUUUGGGGACCAGUUGGAAAAGCCCCUGAGCAUGGCGUUAAUUGA